This is a messenger RNA of Homarus americanus (American lobster), 363 nucleotides long. RefSeq lists its product as uncharacterized. The record is from RefSeq and is a predicted model, not a curated record. The transcript is spliced from 2 exons. NCBI's taxonomy places the organism in Eukaryota, Metazoa, Arthropoda, Malacostraca, Decapoda, Nephropidae. Bases 1 to 363 code for a protein of 120 amino acids.
AUGGUCACCUGUCCUCGUAAACCAAGACCCGUGGAACCCACCAAGACCCGGUGGAACCCACUCAAGACCCGGUGGAACCAACCAAAGCCGGUGGAACUCCACUGUGCCGGGUGGAACCACCAAGAGCCGGGUGGAACCCACCAAGAGCCGGGUGAAGCCCACCAAGAGCCGGGUGGAACCUUACUGUGCCGGGUGGAACCCACCAAGAGCCGGGUGGAACCCACCAAGAGCCGGGUGGAACCCACCAAGAGCCGGGUGAAGCCCACUCAAGAGCCGGGUGGAACCCACCAAGAGCCGGGUGGAACCCACCAAGAGCCGGGUGGAGCCACUAAAGAGCCGGGAGCCACCAAGAACCUGGGAUAA